Vespa crabro (European hornet) is the source of this 656-nucleotide messenger RNA. RefSeq names its product migration and invasion enhancer 1. The record is from RefSeq and is a predicted model, not a curated record. NCBI's taxonomy places the organism in Eukaryota, Metazoa, Arthropoda, Insecta, Hymenoptera, Vespidae. Bases 202 to 495 code for a protein of 97 amino acids. The transcript is spliced from 4 exons. Gene Ontology annotation, biological process: negative regulation of apoptotic process; positive regulation of filopodium assembly.
AAAUAAAAACGAAAUGAGGACAUCGUCCGAGUUACAGCUGUAAACUAUCGAUACAUAUUACCCUACAUAUGCAUAUAUUUAAUUCUACAUUUUUUAUUUAAUAUGAAAUUGAUAUAUUAAUGUUGGUAGUAAUGUAUCAUAGCAGAUACAAUCGAAGAUUAAUUUAAAUUAAAAUAAUUUACAAAAUUAUAUCUAUCUAAUAUGCACGAUGUUAAAGUUAACAUCGAAUAUUGUGAAACCUGUAACUAUAAGCCACAAUUUCUUGAUAUGGUCAAUUUAAUAGAGAAGAAUGUGCCAACAGCCAAAGUCUCUGGAACCGAAGGAAAGGAAGGAUCCUUUGAAAUUAAAAUUAAUGAUGAAUUAGUUUAUUCAAAACUACAAACACUAGCAUUUCCUGAUUACGAAGCAGUAUGUGAAACUAUCAAAGAUGUAUCAAAUGGUGAACCUGUAAAAAAAGUUACAAAACAACAACCUAUAGAAUGUACAAUAUCAUAAUAUUCUAAUUACAAAAUUCCAGGGAUAGAUGUCUUUGGCAUGCACCAGGAUUACAGAAACAACCAGUUCUGAGAUGUAUUUUAAAAAGUGCAGCCAUAUGUGCAACUUCCAUAUAUCCAACAUAUUCGCCAUUGGAUCUAAGAAUAUUAAAUGUAACAAUU